CGAGCGACGAUCCGUUACUUCAAAGACGGCAAGCUAGUGUGGGAGUACCCAGCCUACCUGACCAACGAAGGGACCCUGAGACUGUGCGUGCGGACCAUGAGGUCCCUGAACAACAAGAACCCGACAUCCCUCCCGCCAAAAUGAUGUUUCUGGCCACCACCGAGACAUGGUGGCAGACGAGCAGCUGCCCGGAGUGCUGGACACUCUGCACAAGAGGCUGAGGGAGAUCCUCUUGCCUCAGUUCAGGGAGCAGCUCAUCUACUGCGAUACGAAACGGGACGACUUUGUCUUCACACUGAAUGCAGCAAAGCCGGAGAAGGAGGACAGGGAGUGUGCGGAGAGCAUUCGGGAGUGUCUUAGUAAGGAGGGGGAGGGGGGAAGGGAGGUGAAAGUGCCGUUGCGAUGGUACGCUCUGUACCAGAAGCUGCUGGAGGUGGCAAAUGAACUGGGGAAGAAGGUGCUGCCUCGAGAGCUUGCCAGAAGGUGGCAGAGUCGAUGGAGAUGGAUGACGAGUCGUGUGGGGAAGCCCUGAACUUCUUUGACGGUCUGAACAUGCUUUUCUACUUCCCCGACAUCCUGCCCCAGCUUGUGUUCAUGGAGCCACAGAUGUUGCUGGAUAAGGUCUCGGAGCUGGUGGAGGAGACCUACCACAUGAGGCAGGGAAAGAAAGCGUGCGGGGGAGAAGCUGAGGUUCCGUGACCACGGCGAAGUGACGGAAAAGUUUCUGGGUGAGUUCGAGAGCCACUACGAGCCACCUCUGUUCACACCCAAGGAGCUGGUGACCCUGCUAAAGGGGUUGCUGGUGUUUGCGGAGAUGUCGGAGGACGUGUACUUCAUGCCGUGUCUGCUGCAAGUGGUGGCGUGGGAGGUGGUGGAGGAACACCGAGUGAGUGGCGGGAAAGCCCUGGCUCUUCACUUCCCCGACAGCGGUCCCCUGAUGGGAACGUUCUGCUCCACUGUAGCUUACCUCCUGUCCCCCGAAAACAGUCACCCCUGCCCCUGGAGAGUGGUUCAGAACGAGGCAGGAGCUCCGGAAUGCCUCCAUCGCAACGUCAUCGAGUUCACCGUUUCAGACUACGCAGGCGCCGUGUCACUCGUCGAUCACUUCACCCACUUCGAACUACACAUACACACCGCAGAGGACCACGAGGCCGAGCUGUGGAAACUGGCACACGACGCAGUGUUUGCAGGUCUCAAGAAAGCAGGGAAGACCAUCGGCUACACAAACAACACUCCAGUCCCAGCCAUCGUAUGCCCCGCCCACCCCCACCCAGCCAAACCCCACCCUGCCACCGUUAAGAAGGGAUGGUGGACUUGCUCAAUCAGCUCCAAAAACUUUGGAAAGUUGCCGAGGUCUCAGUUCCGUGGAUGUCUGUCUGCACUAGUCACUCUGCUGAGUCAGCCACGUCCUCUCUCUCCUCUUCAUCUUCUGCAGUUCCCCCCACCUCCCAGCCUCCCCUCUCUGUCUCCACAGCUCCUGCCUACUCUACCACUGCCAACACUCCUGUGUCAGAGUGUUCCACUGUCUCCUCCACUACUGCCUCUGUUCCCUCUCUCUCCCUGUCCUCUCCUCCUGUCUCCACUACCACUACCAACACUCCCACCAACACUCCUGGUGAGUCCUCUUGAA
Geodia barretti is the source of this 1630-nucleotide messenger RNA. Lineage: Eukaryota; Metazoa; Porifera; Demospongiae; Tetractinellida; Geodiidae. The record is from the annotation of a GenBank genome assembly.